GGUGCAAGGGGAACACACUCGCAAGUGUCUUCUGUUGACAUGACACAUUCUCCUGGUAGUUCACACAAUGUUCAAAAGGCACAAGUCCCUUACUUCAGAACGCAAGAGAGAAAUAUUUUCCCGAGGAGCUACCCGGUCCACGUUGAAGAAUGACCUGAGAAACUUCCACUGUUUGUCGCAUUUUGUGCUCUCAGCGGGCCCUCUAAAAUCAACUCCAGUAGUUAAACAUUCAAGAACUACGCACUUUGAGAUUGAAAUACUUGAUGCUCAAACAAGAAAGCAGAUAUGUAUUGUGGAUAAGGUGACACAAAUAUCUACCAUUCAAGAUGUUAAACAAAAAUUCCACAAAACAUGUCCAAAGUGGUACCCUUCUCGAGUUGGCCUGCAGCUAGAACGAGGUGGGCCCUUUUUGAAGGACUACAUAACCAUUCAAAGCAUUGCAGCUUCCUCCAUUGUCACACUCUAUUUUACAGACUUAGGUCAACAGGUCAGUUGGAUUACAGUAUUUUUGGCUGAAUACACAGGACCUUUGCUGAUAUAUCUCCUCUUUUAUUUGAGGAUUCCAUACAUAUAUGACAUGAAGGAGGGCUCGGGAAGAUUGCGCCACCCAGUGGUACACGUGGCUUGCUUCUGUCAUUGUAUACACUAUAUCCGAUAUCUUUUGGAAACCUUAUUUGUCCAUAAAGUUUCUGCAGGACAUACACCCUUGAAAAAUUUGAUAAAGGGCUGUGCCUUUUAUUGGGGAUUUACUUCUUGGAUUGCCUACUAUAUUAAUCACCCACAGUAUACACCACCAUCAUUUGGAAACCGGCAAGUCACAAUAUCUGCUAUCAAUUUUUUGAUUUGUGAAGCUGGAAAUCAUUUCAUCAAUGUAGUGUUGUCUCAUCCCAAUCACACAGGAAUAAAUGCCUGUUUUCCAAGUCCAAAUUAUAACCCCUUCACAUGGAUGUUUUUUCUGGUUUCAUGUCCUAACUACACCUAUGAGAUUGGAUCAUGGAUUAGUUUCACAGUCAUGACACAAACACUGCCAGAAUUACUCCGCUCUAUUGAGAAUGGACUUGGAAGAAGGAGGCAAUUAUGAGUUAAGUGCAGAAAUGAUGAGAAUUUUGAAAAAUGGAAGCAAAUCAAGAUGGUGACAAGAGAAUACUAGGAUAAAUGGAGAAAGUAUUAAGUAAUGUUGCAAGUUAAUCUCACAAGGAAAAGUGAGCAAAUAAAUGAUAAGUACAUUGCAGAAGACAGUGUUUUCUGUUUAAGAAAGUUUUUGUUUUACUUGAAAAAGCAAACAGACUUUCUGUUUAAUUCAUCUACCAAACACACAUAUUAACUACUGUCUUCUAUUUGAACCCCAUCAAAAUACCACAAAGUAGAAUUAAAAGAUCUAUCCACAAGGUCAAAGAUUACAAAACUGUACAUGAAACAGCAAAAUUCUGGAAUCUGGAAAGGAUAUCAUCCAACGUAGUCCAUCAUGGAGAACUGAAACAGCCUGCAGACAAAAAUCAUGUAGCAAGCAAAUUCUCCCUGCAGAGCCUCCAAACGUUUAGGAAUAUGAGGCAUCGGAUUUCUCUCAAGUGGUUUUCUUGGCUUGAAGGGG
Molecule: messenger RNA, 1591 nt
Organism: Suricata suricatta (meerkat)
Lineage: Eukaryota; Metazoa; Chordata; Mammalia; Carnivora; Herpestidae
Gene: TECRL
Product: trans-2,3-enoyl-CoA reductase like
Exons: 13
Coding region: 68-1081 (337 amino acids)
Biological process (GO): very long-chain fatty acid biosynthetic process
Molecular function (GO): oxidoreductase activity, acting on the CH-CH group of donors
Source: RefSeq, a predicted model, not a curated record